GAGUGUAACCGUGCACGUUUGGGGAAAAGUGGGGCGGGAGGAAAAUGAGUCGGCGAUUGAGCCCCCUAUUCCAGCGAUUACUCGCUAAUUCUGACAUUUUGAUUUCUGUUCUGCAGGCAGUUGCGGCCAGAAACUGUCGCCAUGCCUCGAAAAAUCGAAGAGAUCAAAGAUUUUCUGUUGACUGCAAGGAGGAAGGAUGCAAAAUCUGUUAAGAUCAAGAAGAAUAAAGAUAAUGUAAAGUUCAAGGUGCGUUGUAGCCGGUAUCUGUAUACACUGGUCAUCACAGAUAAGGAAAAGGCUGAAAAACUGAAGCAGUCUUUGCCACCAGGUUUGGCUGUAAAAGAACUGAAGUGAAUCUGUCAUCCUUAGAAUUUGGCCUGUACAUUGUAAUAAAUGAAUGAACUUUC
This is a messenger RNA of Candoia aspera, 407 nucleotides long. It is a transcript of the gene RPL38, whose product is annotated as ribosomal protein L38. Gene Ontology annotation, biological process: translation; protein-RNA complex assembly. The transcript has 4 exons. The coding region runs from base 142 to 354 and encodes 70 amino acids. NCBI's taxonomy places the organism in Eukaryota, Metazoa, Chordata, Lepidosauria, Squamata, Candoiidae. The record is from RefSeq and is a predicted model, not a curated record. Gene Ontology annotation, cellular component: cytosolic large ribosomal subunit; ribosome. Gene Ontology annotation, molecular function: structural constituent of ribosome.